Lucilia sericata (common green bottle fly) is the source of this 1018-nucleotide messenger RNA. RefSeq names its product pre-mRNA-splicing factor SPF27-like. The transcript is spliced from 2 exons. Gene Ontology annotation, cellular component: Prp19 complex; precatalytic spliceosome; catalytic step 2 spliceosome. NCBI's taxonomy places the organism in Eukaryota, Metazoa, Arthropoda, Insecta, Diptera, Calliphoridae. Bases 122 to 949 code for a protein of 275 amino acids. The record is from RefSeq and is a predicted model, not a curated record. Gene Ontology annotation, biological process: mRNA processing.
GAGAAGUAAAAUAGUGAACUGUCAAACGUUGUUAAAAAGAAAACAAACUGCAGCCGGAGUAAAGUAAAAAUAAAAGAUUUUUAUUUAAAUUCAACAUUUUUGGUGAAAAUUAUUGUGUUAAAUGGCUGGAGAAGUUACUGUAGAUGCUUUGCCUUAUAUAGAUCAGGGUUAUGAUGAUCCUGGUGUUAGAGAAUCGGCUCUGGCUAUGGUAGAAGAAUGUCGUCGCUACAGACCCACCAAAAACUAUUUAGAACAUUUACCUCCCCUCAGCUCGGCCGCUUUUGAGACAAAACUUAUGGCUCAAGAAUUUGAACGCAUACAGAAUCGUAUACCCAUGGAAACUCUAAGUAUGAAACGUUAUGAAUUGCCACCACCAGCUGCAGGACGUUUAUCUGAAGUUUCCGCCUGGGAAGAAUCCAUAGACAAUUCGAAAGCUCAACUGGAACAUCAAUGGGUUAGAACAAUGAAUCUGGAACUAAUGCUUGAUUAUGGUAUUGAGGCUUGGAAGGCCUAUUUAGAAGUAUUCGUAGCCUUACAAGCUAAAGCCCAAAAUCAAUUGCAGGCUUUGAAAAAAGAAAUACAAGACGUAAAUUGGCAAAGAAAACAGGCUCAAACACAAGCCGGAGAAAAACUGCGAACCCUCGAAGCCAAUUGGGUAUUGUUAGUGUCGAAAAACUAUGAAAUCGAACAGCAAUGCGUGGAACUGGAAAAACAAAUAUACACCUUGAGAGAACGCAUAGCAGAGAAUGAAAAGGCCAAACAAUUGGAAGAACAAAGCGAACAGCAAUUGAAUGGUUUUUCCAAUAAUGGGGAAGAUGGUAAUAGUAAUAGCAAUAGCAGCGAAACUAAUUCGGGAAAUAAUGAUAAUACUGCUGAAGAAGACAAGGAGAGACAGCCUCAAGAACAGGCCCAAGACGAGGAUCAGGAAAUGAGAUCAGUGGAGACUUAAUUUUUUAAUAUUUAAGAAUUAUUAGUUUAAUUUAAUGUUGCUAAAAUAUAUAAAUUUAAGAGAUGAUUU